GGUUUAGCACCAAAAAACAUGAGAGAAGGGCUGUGCUCCAAGGGGGAGUCAGGUGCUGUUCUGUGAGGCUCCUUCCUGCUGACUUUGAUCACCUAUUACAACUUUAUGAGUGAGAGUGUUACCAUCUUCAAAAGAAUAUCUGGCUUUAAAGCAGAACACCAGAGUAAUGAAUUUAUUAUUUAUGUCUAAAGUGAAUUAAGGUGGUGCACCAGGGGAUGUCAGUGUAAGAAUCCUGAAGUCUGGGGGGCAAAGAGCUUUUCCUUGAUCUGAGAUCGUUAAGAUAACAAGUUAGUUUUCUCAGAAUAAGAACAAUUCUAAGAACGAUGACAAUUCUCAGACAAAGACCAAGGGCGUCAAUCUCAGUGGACUAAAGAAGACAACCAAUUUAGUUUCAGCCAGAACAGGUUCAAGCUGUUAGGGCAGGAGAUGGGGGGGCUUUUUCACCAGUAAAAAAAUGCAUCAACCUUAGAUGUGAAUCUGGAGCCUCAGAUGGGACCCCCUGGCUCCAUGUAAAGGAGGAGCCACGUCAGCGUUUAUCUGCUGGAAUGCUGGGGGAGGCAGCAGGACGGACCUGCUGAAGCAUCCAGCUGACCAAACUGGAAGGUCCAACCUUCUGAAGGGUCCUCUCAUCAUCGCAUUUAGCUUUUUUUUUGUUCCACUAGGUCACACCCACCUGUCCUCCCCCUAUAAAACAGUUGGGCACCCCCGGGCUGGUCAGUCCACAAACUCCUGACCUCCUCCAUCAUGUCUACGACCCUGCAGAGCAGUGUGUUCCGUGCCAGCUCCUCACACGGGUGGAUGCUUGCUCCCAGCGUGCACGGUAAAGCGGGAAUCUCCCAGUCCACCAGCGCUGGCAUGUGGUGGUCUGGAGGACAUGAGGACGCGCUCACGCACUGCAGCGAGAAGCUCACCAUGCAGAACCUCAACCAGCGCCUGUCCCGCUACCUGGAGAAGGUGCGCUCUCUGGAGGAGAAAAACGGGAAGCUGGAACUGAAAAUCCGGGAGUUCUGCCUGAAGAAAAAGGCUGUUCCUCACGACUUCCGCAAAUAUCUUGAGACGAUCAGCGACCUGCGCGCGCAGAUCUCAAGGAGAUGGUCAAAAAAUCAAAGCGUCGCCAUCCUGAUGGACAAUCUCAGCCUGGCAGCAGAUGACUUCAGAAUGAAAUAUGAAGUGGAGCUCGGCCUGAGGAAUGCUGUGGAUGCUGACAUCCUCCGCCUCAGGAAUGUCAGGGACAGCCUGACCCUCAGAGUCUCCGACCUGGAGAUGACCGUAGAAACCCUUCGGGAGGAGUUAAUGUCUUUGAAAAAGAACCACUCAGAGGAGAUGCAUCAGCUGCAGGUUGGGCCAACCGGUGAAGUGAACGUGGAAGUGGAUGCUGCAGAUUCAGUAGAUCUGACCGAGGUCCUGGAGGAGGUCAGGGUGAGUUACGAAGCCGUGCUGAGGAAGAACAAGCUGGAGCUGGAGACGUGGUACCAGAGCAAGAUGGAAAGUCUCCAGAAGGAAAUCGUCUCAUGCACGACGGAGGUGAAGACCUUUCAGACUGAACUGACAGAACUGAGGAGGACUCACCAGAAUCUGGAGAUCAAGCGGCAGUCCGUCUGUGCUGAGGUUCAGCUCCUGCGUGAGAACCUGGAGGAGGUGAAUUUGUUGUGCGGCGUCCGGCUGAGUCAGCGGCAGGAGACCGUCCACACGCUGGAGAUGGAGCUGCAGGAGCUGAGGGUCUCGCUCCAGCAGAGUCAGGGGAGGUACAGCGUGCUGCUGGAGCUCAGGACAAAGCUGGAGGCGGAGAUCGCCGAGUACCGGAGGCUGCUGGGGGGAGAGCACCAGGAGAAAAAGAGAGAUGUGAUCAUCUGCGUGGUGACAGAGGAGGUGGAAGAGCCAAAGCAACACGUUGAGAAGAGGGUGAGGACCAUCGUGGAGGAGAUCAUCGAUGGGCAGGUGGUGUCCUCCUCUGAGAAAACCCAGGUGCAGACCAUUCAGUGACCUGCUCCCUGACAGAAAGGAGGCUGCAGAAAGGCUCAAAUUUAAGUCGUUUGGGACUACAGUAACACUAAAACCUAAUAAACGUUGAAAGUUUUUUCUGCA
Molecule: messenger RNA, 2085 nt
Organism: Oryzias melastigma (Indian medaka)
Lineage: Eukaryota; Metazoa; Chordata; Actinopteri; Beloniformes; Adrianichthyidae
Product: keratin, type I cytoskeletal 42
Exons: 9
Coding region: 745-1983 (412 amino acids)
Molecular function (GO): structural molecule activity
Source: RefSeq, a predicted model, not a curated record